AUGUAUCAUGAUGUGGAGGGCGACCUCAUUCGCGCCUACCAGCUCCUCAUGGAAUUGAGCGAGCAAAAUGGCCGCAAUCACGAGAUGUCGGGCGGCUUGCAUGGGCUCACGGACACCCUCAAAACACAGGCCAAGGAUCUCGCGGUUGGGUUUACGCUCCGGAGGGUGAACACGGAUAUUUCAAAAGAAGUGUUUGAGUCUGAGCUCGAACGCCAAAAUGCCCAGAUCAUUAUCGAGAACCAUCAACUCUUGCAGGAGAACCGACAACUAAACGGCUUGCUCAAAGAGUAUGAGCAGACGAUGGAGACUAUCAUGAUCAAGUUUCGCAGCCACGCGCUCGCAGCCCAGCAGCACGAGCUUACUCUAACUAAGCACUACGAGAACCUUCUUCUCGCCCGCGAGUCCGCGCAAAUGCAAGCAGACCUAUCAUCGAACACUGCUGUCGCUACCUCGCUUCAACGUCUCUCAGAGAACCUUCACGCACUUCUGCACUCUAUGGCAGGCGAGGGUCCGGCGGACACGCACAAGGACGGCGAGACACGCUCGCCCGAGGAAGAGCAGGAGCUGCUCGAGCAGCUGCUUGACAGCCGGGAAGACUGGGCGAUGGAGCGCGAGGCCGAGAUCGCACGGCUCGAGCAGGAGAACGAGGAGCUCCGGAAGCUGCUCGGCAUCGACCGCGCGAACGUCGAGGCGAAAGGCUGGCUCGAGGAGGAGGCGCGCGAGCUCACCGUGUCGCAGUACGUCCCCAUCGUCCGCCAGCCCCGCGAGCCGAGCCCACAGCAGGAGGAGCGGCCUGUACCAGGCAUCUCACCGUUCAUCAACAUCACCAGCGGUCCUCCUGGUCCGCCGCGGAUGCAGGAGGGGCGGAUGCAGGAUGGGCGGAUGCAGGAUGGGCGGAUGCAGGAGGGGCCUGGGAUGCGCAUGACGCAGGGACGGAGGCCGGCGAUGUUUGGGCAACGCGGGCGUGGCGGCGGACCAGCAUUGUGGGAGGGUGCGGCGCACCCGCCACCGCCACAAGAGCGGUCGUGGCAGGCGCAAGCUGGGCUAGACUUAAGCUGA
This is a messenger RNA of Phanerochaete carnosa HHB-10118-sp, 1059 nucleotides long. RefSeq lists its product as uncharacterized. The transcript is spliced from 4 exons. The record is from RefSeq and is a predicted model, not a curated record. NCBI's taxonomy places the organism in Eukaryota, Fungi, Basidiomycota, Agaricomycetes, Polyporales, Phanerochaetaceae. The coding region runs from base 1 to 1059 and encodes 352 amino acids.